Messenger RNA from Pteropus alecto (black flying fox), 1363 nucleotides. It is a transcript of the gene GARIN1A, whose product is annotated as family with sequence similarity 71 member F2. The transcript has 5 exons. The record is from RefSeq and is a predicted model, not a curated record. Lineage: Eukaryota; Metazoa; Chordata; Mammalia; Chiroptera; Pteropodidae. Gene Ontology annotation, cellular component: nucleus.
CCUUUCUUUCCUCUUCUUUUUUUCCUUUCCUGUUGUUGCCAUCACCUUCCUUGAUGUCACUCCUGCCAUUGUGAGCCGGCGGGCCCUCCCCUGCCUGGACAGCCCAUCAGUCAGGAGGGGAGGUGGAGCUGUGGAGGCCGGGGGGCCAGUGGUCACACCAACACCUUGGAGUUGGGCUGGGUCUACGUGGAGCCCCAGAGAUGUUCCCCAGCCCAUUCUUCCUAAGAACCAAUGAGUAAAAUUAGGGGCCUCCCACCUGAGGUCAGGGAACCAGGCCCUGGAGUGGAACUUGGGGUGGAAGAUGGCCUUCUUUGUAAACUGAUUCAUUCUCCAGAAUUCAACUUGUUCUCUGACUCGGCAGUGUUUGAAAGCAACUUUAUCCAGACCCACAUACCUGGGGCUGACUUCUAGGUCGCUAAGCCCGGGAACUGGAUGGAUGUCUAUGAAGGGUUGACGACGGUGAUCCUUGGCGUGACCUCCUCUGUGCCCUCAUUGCCACUCCCCAACGUCCUCCUGAUGGCCAAUGUCACCUGGCCCCAGGGUCAGUUUUCCACCUGGAGCACACCUGGUUGUGCCCCAGUCAUCAACCUCAGCAGGAUUCUCCCCUUGAAGUAUGUAGAGCUACAAAUCUAUGACCGGCUCCAACGCAUCCUGAGGGUUAGGACAGUGACCGAAAAGAUCUACUACCUGAGGCUCCACGAAAAACACCCAGAGGCCGUAUUUCAAUUCUGGAUCCGCUUGGUGAAAAUUCUGCAGAAAGGUCUGUCCAUCACCACCAAAGACCCAAGAAUUCAGUUCACUCACUGCCUGGUGCCCAAGAUGUCUUGCAGCUCCACCGAAACAAUAUCUGAAAGCAGCCUCCUGUUAUCCACCCAGCCCAGCGAAAACUUCAUGCUGUUGGCGGCUGAGCAGGCCAGCGGAAGUUUCUCAGAUUUCUCAAGGAGGUCCCAGCUCACAACAGAAAGAAACACUGACGCUGCCAUUGAACUCAACGAUUCCAGCAGCUACAACAAGACGCCCUCUCCAGUGGCAUCGCCAGUCAAUUUGAAUAUACCCAUGAGAGCCGCCUUGAGCCACAGCCUCUGGGAACAAGAAGAUCCAGAUGAGUACUUCCUGCACGUUCCUGUAGCCAGUUCCCUGGGAGAGAACUUGUUGGGUCCCUGACACCUAGCCAACAGGACGAUCUUCCCUGGCUUCACUCGGUAUACUGGAGUGAACCUCCAGUAAUGCUGUUUCCCCACUGUGGCUACAACCUCCAGUAAUGCUGUUUCCCCACUGUGGGCCAAGUGAUCACGGGAGGAAUAAGAUGUUUAUAAACGGUGCUUUCCUACUACCACCAAUAAACCUCCAAGUGAGUUCCUAA